Molecule: messenger RNA, 2943 nt
Organism: Ceutorhynchus assimilis (cabbage seed weevil)
Lineage: Eukaryota; Metazoa; Arthropoda; Insecta; Coleoptera; Curculionidae
Source: the annotation of a GenBank genome assembly
UCUUGAAGUUGUUGAGUUUCAACUUUCUUUUGGCUUGCGAGAAGCAGUGAAACGUAGUGUCUUAAGAUUCCCACUAGAAAUGUGAUUAAUACGAUGGGUAGAAAUACCCAAACCCGAAUUUGGGGAUCUACAAUUAGAUCUAUUGCCAUUUUAAUUGAAUAAUAAAUGUACUAUUUAAUUUUUUAAGGUUAGGAAGAUCAUCCAUUAGGAAACGAAAACAGAAAAAGUGAGCAUUUUUCUUGUCUUUGGUUAUUAUUUAUUUGUUAAAUAGAAUAUACUUCUCAGUUAUUGUUAAAAUCGAAAAAAAAAAAACAUGUAUAGUAUAUUUGGCAGCAAAUCAACCAAAGUGAAAUUCUUAGAAGAAGGUGAACCUCCUCCAAAAAAACAACCGACUGAAUGUGAUAUUCUGAUAAAAAAGUUGACUGAAAAGCAGCUUAGGACCAAAACUACACUCUCAGAGCAGGUCAGCCAGCAACAACAUUUCACCCAGAGUGCUGAAUUUGUGGAUAUAACAGGCCACAUUUGUGGAAAAUCAACCUUGAAAGACUUUCAAACAAUUAUUGAUAAUGUGGAUGAAUUGAAUAAACUAAAAAAUUCACAAUUAUUUUGGGAUAAAUAUAGGGAUGUAAAUGAGGAUAUUCUAAAACAGCGUCUUCAAAAAAUCAUUCAGAAAGUCAAUUGUGUUCAUUCGAGAUUCAACUUGUCAACAAAUAAGCCAAAUCCUUUAGAUGAACUUGCAAAUUUAGAGAAAGAUUUCAUGAAUACUGGUACGAAUUAUUCCAAACGUGACAUAAAAAUAAUUAGAAAAAAAGCCAGAUCUUUGGGAAACAAAAUAAAUGACUUGGAGAAAACUGAAAUAAGUGCUACAGAUUUCAAUAUUUAUAAAUUAAAUAGAGUAACACUGUGGGACAUAAAACAGAAACCCCCACAAAAAGAAUGUGUAAAUGUUAUGAAUAAAAACAAGAAAUAUUCUUGUGACCCACAAACAAUAUACACAGUUAGAAAUGGCCAAAUUAUAAAACUAAAUACAAAUGAUGAUCUUGAAAAAAAUAAAAAGUUAACUAUAGCAGAAAUAAAGAAGAUUCCCAAGUUUUCAAUGUUUGAACCGGGACACCCAUCAAAUAUAUUAUUGUUAAAGAAUUUAGGAAAAAAGGUUGAUAAAAAAAGCUUGGAAAGGUUGCUUGGAAAUUUCAAGAUUGGUUCUUUUACUAUUAGGAUUAUGAAUGGCAAAAUGAAAGGGCAGGCCUUCAUAACAUUUCAAAAUCAAGUUCAGGCUACACAAGGAUUAGAAGCUCUGAAUGGUGUCUUUAUUGAUGGAAAACCAAUUAUAGCUCAGUUUGGAAAAGUCCAAGAAUGUUCAUAAUCUUGUAUUAUUAUACUUAUUACUGUACUUUCAAUAAAACCAUUUUUUCCCUUGGGCUGAUUUUUUUUUAUUCGUUCCAUAAUUUGAAAAUUAUAUUUACAAAAUAGAAAUUUUUGGCUAUUAAUGAAUGUUACAAUUUAAGAAAACCAAAAUUUUAAUAACAAAAUUCAAUUCAAAUAAAAAAAAUGAUGAGACUUCCAAAUUUAAAUAAUAUUUUUUUUUUCUAAGCAUGGCUUCCAUUCACUAUAAUGUUAUAUCAGAUUACAUGUUACAUGAGGAAAAUAUUUCUGGCUAAUCUAAUAACGCACCUUAUAUCUAAAUAAUGUAUGUGUACAAUAAUAAUUAUUAUGCUCUGUUCAAAUGAAAAAGAAAACAAAUCCGGUAGUUCCUUUGGAAACUACAUUAGUAAAAAAGUUGUUAUAUAAUAUUAUGUAUAUCACAAAACCUAUUGGUAGCUCAAUAUGGGCUUUUUAGCUUUUGGGAUUGGUACUCAUGAAUCUGAAAUAAUUAAUAGUUUUUAAAUUAUAAAAGAAAUACAAAAUAAUACCUAUGACCAUCUCAAUCUUCACUGCAUAAUAUUAGCAACACUAGCCAUACUUCCGCUAACAUAGGCCGAGCUGCUCAAAGUAGAAGAUAAAUCCUGAAAGCUGAAUUGUGGGAAAUAUUGAGGUUCCUCUUGGAUGGAGCCCAAAGGUCCUGUGCUAUCUGGAGGUGUUAGUUCCACACUUUCACCAGUAAACUCUUGAUCAAAAUACCUAGUGUCUAUGUCGGAGGUUACGUGAGGUUUGAAAGGAGGAGGAAUCUGUGUGUGUGAUAAAAUGCAUUUAUAAAUCCUUCUUUAGUAAUAAUUUUUGUACCUUCUUUAGUUCAAGAUCUCUCCAAUUAAUGCUGUCAAAGAAAGGGUGAGCCAUAAUUUGCUUGGCAUCGUCUGGACCUCCACCUAACCUAAACAACCACAGAGGUGGUGUGAGACAAUACAAUUCAGAAUAAUGUUACGAUAACGCUAACGCCAGGCCAAAAGAACGGCUUCCGCCAGGCUCUCAAGAAUCUAGCGAAUUAUUCUACUAUAAUCGAGAAAAUAAAAUUAUCGUGCGUGUUCUAGAUUUUACAGGAAUAGAUUUCGGGAUAUAUAAAGGAUGCUGUUGCUUUGUAGUUGGGAAGUUUCAGUUUGACUGUGAUAAGAUUUAAAUAGUGAUUUGUUGUAAAGAGUUUAAUUGUUAAAGUAAUUAUUGUCAAAGUGUAUUGUUACGUGGAAUAAAUUAUUGCUGUGUUAAUUGGACCUUGAUUUUUGGAAUAAACGAAACGAACCCAAGAUUUCUGUCAGGCAAUCCAAAGCCGUGACAAUAAUAUAAUUAAAGUACCUUUUAGUGGGAUCUUUGAUGAGUAGUCCUGAGAGCAAAUUUCUAGCUUCCUCACUCAAGUUUCUGGGAAAUUUAACAUCUGACAUCAGAAUCAGAGUAAAGAGCAUGUCGUGAUCUCUAUUGUAAAAGGGCAAUCGUCCGCACAUCAUUUCGUACAUGACGACGCCGAUACCCCACCAAUCCACUGCCCUGCCGUAGUCAUUAUCCUCCAAGACUUCA